CAGAGCAGAGAGAGAGAGAGAGUCUGUGGAUCGCUCACUACGCACCAGACCGCAGUCGGUAAACGGAGAGACUCACAAGUCAGGAGCGACACGCACCGGGAGGACUUGAAGGCACCGUGCGUCGCUGCACAGCGCAUGACCGGCGGCGGGUGGAGGAUGCUGUCAAGCCGCUCCGUGGUUGUGGAGUGCGGGUAGUGCGCACCGCUCCGCUCCGGGUCCAGGUCGCGUAAACGGACGCUCCGGUUCUCCGGUGCCUGGAGAGGAGAAGAACCGUGUCCGUGGACUUUUCCAUCACACUGGACUUUUGGUUUCACGCCUGCUCAGCGGUUGAUGAGAUUUUUGAAGGAGAUCCGUGGCCAGUAUUUAUUCCAAGAAAGACUUUUCCCCUCAUAAGCGCAGAGGUAGUUUUACUAUCCACGGCUGCGACUGGACUUUUCCCUUGUUUCCACUAUGGGACCUUAUAAAAAAAGUCGCUCUGGGACAUUUGACAUUGGACUGGAAUAAUGAAUUAGCUGUCAGAAAUUUUCAUAUUCCCACUUCUAUAGCUCCAGUUCUCCAGCGCUCUCCUUUUUUAGUUUGAUAGUGCCAUGUUCGCUCCGGAGAAAUACGCACAGAAAAACUUUGGAAUAUUAUAAGUCACUCGUGCAGCAAGUUAAGUAAAAUUGUUUUUUAUUUGUCUGUUUAAUGAAAGAGAUAAAGAGAAGCAGUCAAGUGCAUGAUUAAACACGAGGACAGAGACACACUUUACGUGCGUAUUUGGACACAGUCUGUCCCCUCUAUCCUACGCGUCCUUAGAGAAGUUGGAAAAACAAAAACAAUUGAUCCACAAUAAUGAGAACUUAUCUGGUGAGUUUCAAAUUUUAAAGCGGCAACGCAGUUUAUUCACCAGUGUAAAACAAACAUUUGAAUAGUUUCUUGUAUAUGUUUUUUUCAUUUUUCUUUUUGGGGACAGACGGAAAAACUGGCCAACUGGCCGUCAUGUGGGAUUGAUUGCAAGGGAGUAUGUUUGGGCUGGAGCAGUUUGGUUCUCAGAUUAAUAGCAGAAACCCUGGCCAGUCAGAGAGAAACAUAAACCAACAGAGACUGAACAUGGGAUCCCACUAUAAAAGCCCAGGUUUUCACGCUGGAGGCCCACCGGGAGCAGUGGAACCCGGCAUGGGCCCUCUGAGCGAGCCGCAAAUGCUGGGGCUCAAUAUGAACAUGAACGGAGAGCAGUACGGUGGCUUUCACCCGCGGGGCCACUCAGACAUGCAUGCAGGCAGCGGACUUCAGCAGCAGCAGCAGCAGCAGCAAGGACCCAUGCAUGGAUUUUUUAACAACCAGCAACCUCACCAAGGACAUCCUCACGGCCAUCAACCUCACCCCCACCAACAUCACCCACAUUUCAGUGGGAAUUUUGGAGGCCCAGAGCCAGGGUCAUCAUGCCUGCACGGUGGCAGGUUAAUGGGCUUCAACAACAAUGGCAUGGGACCACAGCAGGGCUUUGGAGAAGGAUUUGAUCCUCUCUCUGAGGGACAGGCAGGGGAUGGCUUUCCCCAGCAGCAGCAGCAGCAACAGCAGCAGCGGCCUGGUAAUAUGCCUGACUUUCAACAUCACGGGCCUCCCAGUGGCAGCCAUGCUGUCCCUGCUCCCUGUCUACCCCUCGAUCAGUCCCCUAACAGAGCAGCCUCCUUCCAUGGUCUCCCCUCCUCUUCAUCCUCCUCCUCUGAGUCUCAUGGCCUGGAGUCUCGGCGGAUGCCAAACCAGGGAGCUGUGGAGGGAUUAGAGUAUAACUUCCCUAGUGAGCCACCAUCUGGACAUUUUGAUGUUCCUGUAUUUUCCCCAUCAGAAUCAGAAUCUCAGUUACCCCACUUUGGGCCAGGAAGGCCUGUUCCUGGCGGGAAUUUCCCAGGGAACCCUGGCAUGCCACGGACACCAGGUAUGCAGGGCAUCUCUAAGGGACAUCAGCCACCGCCACAACCCCAGCAGCCUCAGCAUGGAGUGUUUUUUGAGCGCUUUGGAAAUGGCCGGAAGGUGCCCGUGGGAAUGGAGCCGGGGGUCAAUACAAGACAUCCUCUCAUGCAACAGCAACAACAGGCUAGUUUGAUAGCCAGGCAGAACUCAUGCCCCCCUGGCCUCCCCCGACCCCCUCAGGCUGAGCCCGGCUCCACUAACCCUAACAUUCUGGAUGGAGGGGUCAUGAUUCCUGGCCAACACAACCAGUUUGAAUAUCCCAUUCACAGACUGGAAAAUAGGGGUCUGCACCCCUAUGGGGACCCCAUGUUUAAUAUGCAACAGCCAGCUCCUCCUCCCUCCCAACAGCCCCCGAAUCAGAGGCUUCAACACUUUGACUCUCCUUAUAUGAACAUGGCGAAAAGGCCAAGAUUUGACUUUCCUAAUGCACAUGGUGGUGAAGGCUGGUGUGGUGCUAUGGAUAACCACCUCUCUCCCUCUGCAUACCCUGGCCUGCCUGGAGAGUUCACUCCACCUGUGAGUGAAGGCUUCCCACCAGGUCCCCUGCAGCAUCCUGGGCCUGAGCAGCAGUCUCUGCAGCAGCGCCAGAACGCAGCCAUGAUGAUAAAACAGAUGGCGUCUCGCAACCAGCAGCAGAGGAUGAGGCAACCUAGUCUGCAGCAGCUUGGUCACCACGGUGAAGUGCCUCCUGGCCCGAUGGCUCACGGAGGCCCAGUGGGGGGCAUGCCUCAGCCCAACUUCGACAGAGAGACUGGUGGCAGGAUGCCCAACAUUGAUGGACAAAAUCCUCAUGUCACUCAGGAGAACUCCUGGUUCCAGGGGUCCCACCCACCUGGGGAGAUGAUGUCACGGCGUAUGGGUGGAGCGGGAAAUGAAUCAGGGCCCCAUGAUAUGGGUCUGCAGCAGAAUGGGGCUGGGAUGAUGUUUAGGCCAGGCAUGGGCAUGCAGGAGCCCAUGAGAAUACCUGGAGAUGGACAUGUACAGGCUCUCCAUUCCCCGGGCAUGCACUCACAGUUCAGCGGUAACAUGGGUAACCUCUCACAAAUGCAGUCUCCAGGAGCAGGAGCAGGGCAUCCCAAUGCACCGGCAGAGAGGCGGCCAGCUGACUUCCCUGCACCUCCAAUGGGAGCACAGCCAACGUUUCCCUAUGGGGGCGCUAACCGUCAGGGGUCAGCCCACAGCGCUCCCCAGGGGGUGAGCACCUCACCAGGGAGCUACCCUCCUCAGUCUGAGUUCCCCCCAGGCCAGCGGUCGUCUGUUAGUAAGCUUGGAGCUCUGUCCCUUGGGAACUUCAACAAAACCAGUGCUAAAGACAGUGUUUUCGGGCAGAGCUGCCUGGCGGCCCUUUCCACGGCCUGCCAGAACAUGAUCGCUAGCCUAGGGGCCCCCAAUCUUAACGUAACAUUCAACAAGAAGAACCAAAAUGAGGGCAAGCGAAAACUGAGUCAGACAGAGCAGGACAUUAAUAGCAGCACAUCUAAUGGGACUGGCAGUGCUGGUCCUGAAUAUUUUCAGAGCAGCACUUCCCAGAACAGCCAGAUGCCUGGCACCGGGAAUAGCAACUCUAAGCCUGCAAGUCAAAGCCAGACGGUGCAGGGGGAAGCCAGUGCCCUCUCCCCAAAUUACAACAUGGACGCUACCCCAUGCAGUGAGGGGAAGGCAACAACAGGGAGUGGGAGAGGGAGAGGGAGGAGAAAAAGAGACAGUGGACAUGUGAGCCCUGGAAUUUUUUUUUCCUCUGACAAUGGUAACCCUGUUGUAAGUCCAGGCCAGCAGACCCCCUCAGCUGGCGUUGGGGAGAGGGGUGGGGGCACGCCCCAUGAGAAACACCUCCAGUCACCCUCAUGGGGAAAAGGAGGUGACCUAAUGUUGGGGGACCAGGCCGACCUGAUGUCUUCAUUGGACAGUGGUAUUCAAAGUGUGGCCAAGUCUGACAGUAGCUCACCACGAGUGGACUUUCCUGACGAUGUCAGCACCCACUACGGCAACGAGGAUGAGGUGUCCUCCAGCUCAGAUGCUGGAGGGGCCUCAGUCACCAAGCCUAAUCGCAGCCCUAUGAUCACCGGCUCACCCAAAAUGCAGAGGAGUGACCACGGGUUGAUAAAUGGACAAAAAGCCCUGAGCAUGGGCAUUAACAAUCAUACUACCUCGACUCCAGACAGCUAUGGACUGAAUGCUGGUGGGGGCACAGGGGCCAGUGGGGUGAGCCACCCGGGCACUCCUGGGGUGGAGCAGGUACGCACCCCAUCCAGCACCUCUGGCCAGGAAGAAAUCCAUCCCCUGGAGAUUCUGCAGGCCCAGAUCCAGCUACAGAGGCAGCAAUUCAGUAUCUCUGAGGACCAGCCUUUAGCCAUGAAAAAUGGCAAAAAGAAUGGUGACUGUCCCUCGCAGAAUGGAGACAAUGAGCUGGCGAGCUGCAGCCCGGAUGCUGGGAAGGGCUCAAUAGGCACUAUUGACCUUGACACCCUCAUGGCAGAGCAGCACGCCACCUGGUACGUGCCCAGCGACAAGGCCAUGAUGGAUGGGUCAGAGGAUGACAAGGCCAUGGGACCCUGGGAAAAAAACAAGAGCCAAAACAACAGUAAAGAAGGUAAUUGA
This is a messenger RNA of Paralichthys olivaceus (Japanese flounder), 4551 nucleotides long. The record is from RefSeq and is a predicted model, not a curated record. NCBI's taxonomy places the organism in Eukaryota, Metazoa, Chordata, Actinopteri, Pleuronectiformes, Paralichthyidae.